ACUCAAAUUUGGGAGCCCUAUCUGGAUGAGGCUCCAAAAAAUAGCAAGAUUCUUAUUAUUUUACAUGAUAAUUUGUUAUUCAGUAAGAGUUUUGUUAAAUUCUUAAUUAAUAAGUUUCUUACAAAAGAAUGUAUUAUCUUAUCAAAAAUUAAGUUUUUUAUUAUUUAACAAAUGUCUUAUUAUAUUUAAAAAUAAUUAGUUUUUUAUUAAAUAAUAAUUUUUUAUUUUAUUUCACAAAGGUAGUUGACUCGAAGUCAUUCGACACACUAUGACAUGACAUGCUCUAAUUGAUCUCUGCAAACUUCCCUUUUAAGGAGGCCCCGGGCAUGAGAUUAUCUUUUCCUAAAUACUUGGAUAUUUGGAUUUAAUGAUUGAAGGUCCUAUCAUUUGUUGAUGAUACUGAAGAAUCAUCAAUCGUUGUUGCCUGUUUCCUGCAUGCUUGGUGGUAACUUGGGGUCCAGGUGGUCAGUUUCUGUCCGAGUUUUUGGCUGAUUUCCUCUGAGAGCUGCUGUACUGUUGGAAGUUCGUGUAGAGCCGGUGACUGAAGACUGAGGAGAAUGGAGACUACAGACGAUGCUAAUGGAGUUCCGGCUUCGUGCCAGUUGCCCAAGAAGCUAGACCACUACGAUGAGGUGAACGAUUCUCCCAUCGAGCAAGUACGGUUGACUGUCCCGAUAACGGAUGAUCCGACCUUGUCCUGCUUGACGUUCCGAACAUGGGUUCUGGGCCUGAUCUCCUGCUCCCUUCUUGCCUUCGUGAACCAGUUCUUUGGGUACCGCCAGAAUGCCCUCUAUGUAUCAUCGCUCUCUGCCCAAAUUGUGGUGCUUCCUUUGGGAAAUCUCAUGGCGGCAACUCUGCCAAAAAAGGCACUCCAGCUACCAGGAACCAAAUGGUCAUUUUCCCUGAACCCGGGGCCUUUCAACUUAAAAGAACAUGUCCUCAUCACGAUAUUUGCAAACACGGGCUCAAAUUCCGUGUAUGCAUUGGGCAUUAUAACCAUAAUCAAGGCAUUCUAUGUUCGUCCAAUUAGUCCCGUGGCAGCUCUGAUGCUAUCCCAAACAACACAGAUGCUUGGAUUUGGAUGGGCGGGAAUGUUCCGAAAGUUCCUAGUCGAUUCACCGUACAUGUGGUGGCCUGCAAACUUGGUUCAAGUCUCUCUCUUCAGGGCGCUGCACGAGAAGGAGAAGAGGCCUAAAGGACGCUUGACGAGGCUGCAGUUUUUCCUUGUGGUCCUUACGUCAAGCUUCGCGUACUAUAUUGUUCCCAACUAUUUUUUUCCAUCCAUUACUGCCCUCUCCUUCGUGUGUUGGAUAUGGAAAGACUCGGUAACUGCCCAGCAGAUUGGGUCGGGGCUUCGUGGGCUUGGGGUCGGCUCAUUUGCCCUUGACUGGUCCACUGUCGCAGCCUUCCUAGGAUCCCCCUUGGGUACACCCGGCUUUGCAAUCAUCAACACAAUGGUGGGCUUCUUCAUAGUGCUCUACAUCGCAGUACCAAUCUGUUAUUGGAGUAAUGUAUUUGAAGCGAAGAGGUUCCCUAUUUACUCAUCCCACGUGUUCGAUAUCAACGGUGCACCAUACAAUGUAUCCAGAAUUUUGAAUGAAGCGACCUUCAAAUUCGAUCAAGCAGGAUAUGAUUCAUAUAGCAGGAUUCAUCUCAGUAUCAUGUUUGCGUUCACUUAUGGGAUAAGUUUCGCGACUUUAGCCGCUACAAUAUCUCAUGUCGCCCUCUUCCAUGGCAGGUCCAUUUGGCAACAGACAAAGGUGGCAUUUCAGGACCAAUUUGAAGAUGUCCACACGAGAAUAAUGAAGAGGAACUAUGAGCCUGUCCCUCAGUGGUGGUUCUACUCGCUUUUGCUAGUAAACAUAGCCCUUGCGUUGGUCGCUUGUGAAGGAUUUGGCCGACAGCUUCAACUUCCAUACUGGGGGGUCCUCCUAGCAGUCGGUUUAGCUUUAUUCUUCAUGCUGCCAGUCGGUGUCAUUACUGCUACCACGAACUUGCAAGUUGGAUUAAAUGUCAUAACGGAGCUCAUAAUAGGAUACAUGUACCCAGGAAGACCACUCGCGAAUGUCACCUUCAAAACCUAUGGUUACAUGAGCUUGUCACAGGCAAUAAUGUUCCUCGGGGAUUUUAAGCUUGGACAUUACAUGAAAAUCCCUCCGAAGUCGAUGUUUAUGGUUCAGUUAAUUGGGACCAUUGUAUCGACCUCCGUCUACUUCGGCACAGGGUGGUGGCUCCUUACAACAGAGGACAAUAUCUGCAAUCCAGCAAAGCUGCCUAAGGGGAGCCCCUGGACGUGCCCAGGAGACGACGUCUUCUAUAACGCAUCAAUCAUUUGGGGAGUGGUGGGUCCACUGAGGAUGUUUGGGAAGCUCGGAGUUUACUACAAGAUGAACUACUUCUUCCUCUUCGGCCUCCUUGCUCCAGUUCCUGUCUGGUACCUCUCCCGGAAGUUCCCGGAGAAGAAGUGGAUCAGGCUGAUCAACAUGCCCGUGCUUAUAAGUGGGGCCGGUGGCAUGCCUCCUGCAAGGGCAGUCAACUACAUCUGUUGGGGAUUUGUGGGGAUCUUCUUCAACAUCUAUAUAUACAACAGACACAAGGGGUGGUGGGCUCGCCACAACUAUAUUCUAUCAGCGAGUCUCGAUGCAGGAGUCGCUUUCAUGGCGAUACUCUCGUACUUCGCAUUGCAGAUGAAAGAUAUCAACGGAGUGAGCUGGUGGGGUAUGGCAUUAGACGAUCACUGCCCUUUAGCGAAAUGCCCGACUGCUCCUGGGAUCAAGGUCGAAGGUUGUCCUGUUUUUUAGUGACUAAAUCGAAUCCAAAGAUUCUUUUCCAUUUGGAUGCCAUGAAGAGCAAACCCUGCUGGUUUGGGACUUUUCAAAAUACGCAUGCCGAAGUGUAGAAGGAAAACUUUUUUGACUCUAUGAUCUGUAGGUAUGGCCGCUAUAUUGUAACAGUUGGUUUCAGUUAAGCAACGAAUUUGGACUAAUAUGUGAAACUGGGCAACACUAAUUGAAAACCGGGACAUAUUGCGUA
Punica granatum (pomegranate) is the source of this 3033-nucleotide messenger RNA. The record is from RefSeq and is a predicted model, not a curated record. Lineage: Eukaryota; Viridiplantae; Streptophyta; Magnoliopsida; Myrtales; Lythraceae.